Messenger RNA from Ficedula albicollis (Collared flycatcher), 469 nucleotides. Its product is annotated as feather keratin 4-like. Gene Ontology annotation, molecular function: structural constituent of cytoskeleton. The transcript has a single exon. The coding region runs from base 116 to 469 and encodes 117 amino acids. Lineage: Eukaryota; Metazoa; Chordata; Aves; Passeriformes; Muscicapidae. The record is from RefSeq and is a predicted model, not a curated record. Gene Ontology annotation, cellular component: intermediate filament.
CUGAUUCCUUCGCAAUUCCCAAUGCUGAAUGGACCUCUGGAAAGCUGCUGAUAAAUGCUGAUAAAUGUGGAUGUAACACAGCUCCUGUAUUCCAGAAUUCCCUCCGGCCCCAGCCAUGUCCUGCUACGACCUCUGCGCCCCCACGUCCUGCGGCCCCACCCCGCUGGCCAACAGUUGCAACGAGCCCUGCGUGCGGCAGUGCCAGGACUCCACCGUGGUCAUCCAGCCCUCGCCCGUGGUGGUCACCCUGCCCGGGCCCAUCCUCAGCUCCUUCCCCCAGAACACCACCGUGGGAUCCUCGGCGUCCGCGGCCGUGGGGAGUGUUCUGAGUGCUGAGGGUGUCCCCAUCAAUUCGGGGAGUUCCUCCUUGGGGUUUGGGGGUUUUGGCUACUCCGGGCUGGGCAGUGGCUACAGCCGGCCCUACCGGCGCUACAACCAGUCCCGCAGCGGCUUCUACGGGCCCUGCUGA